CUCUCUCUCUCUCAAUUUUUUUCAUGUGUACAUAUUGUAAAGAAAGAGAAUAGCCAUCAGAAGUUUUCUAUAAAUAGUCAUUUGGUUCUUGUACAAUCUUCAUAACUCAAAACCUCCUUAAAGAAGAUAAGAGAGAGAACUCAAAGAACCAAAAAGAAUAGAGAAAUGUCGGACGUGUGCCCAGACACUGCUGGGGAUGGGAUGAAGAGCUCGUGGCCUGAAUUGGUGGGGAGAAGAGGAGAAGAAGCAAAAGAGAUAAUUGAUAAAGAGAAUACGAAAGUGACGGCUAAGAUUAUAUCUGAAGAUGCUAUUGUUUUGCCCGUUGUGGUUUGCGAUAGGGUUUAUGUUCUUGUCAAUGACUAUGGCAUUGUCACACAAACCCCUUUCGUUGGGUAGUUUAAGUAUAUUUAUGUGUGUGAAUGAAUCAAUCUGGACCUUAAUACGUAACGUGUACGUGUGUGUGUGUGAAACAAGAUAUGCUUGCUGUGAUACGUUGAAAUAAAAUAAUGCCUCGAUUUGUAUGUUUUUA
Molecule: messenger RNA, 529 nt
Organism: Eutrema salsugineum
Lineage: Eukaryota; Viridiplantae; Streptophyta; Magnoliopsida; Brassicales; Brassicaceae
Product: proteinase inhibitor
Exons: 2
Coding region: 166-396 (76 amino acids)
Biological process (GO): response to wounding
Molecular function (GO): serine-type endopeptidase inhibitor activity
Source: RefSeq, a predicted model, not a curated record